AUGUGUCAGGCAAACCAUGCUGUUCACGUGCACUUCAUAUGCCGACUCAAUUGUUGCAAAUAUGCCGACACGUCUAUGAGCACACAAAAACUUGAUCUGGAGGGGGAUGGUGCCUCAGUUGGACAAAGAUGGGAAAGAUGGAAAAGAUCCUUACACAUUUACCUCGAGGCGUCUGGUAUCAAAUGCCCAAUAAAGAAAAGAGCGACUUUAUUGCUGCUAGGUGGAUCAGUUCUGCAGGAGAUCUUCUAUAAUUUGCCGGAUGCUAACGCAGAGACGAGUAGGGAAACUGAUGCUUUCGCAGUAGCAGUACGGAAGCUCGACGACUAUUUCAUACCGAAACAAAGUAAAGUUUAUGAAAGACACGUCUUUCGACUUCUUAAACAGGAAGAAGGAGAAAAAUUUGAAAAAUUUUUAGUAAGGUUAAGAACCCAAGCAGUCAAAUGCAAAUUUGAGAAGCCAGAAGAACAUUUAAUAGACCAAAUAACCGAGAAAGGUACUUCAACAGAAUUGCGGAAAAAAAUUUUGACAAUAGGAGAUGACAUCACACUGGAUAAAAUAAUUACAGAAGCUAACACACUAGAAGUCGUGAACCAUCAAUUGGAAGAGUACGAACAAAAAAUUAAGAAUCAAGACGUAAAUGUAAACGCAGUGAACAAUAAAAACAACAAGGCUCCAAACCCAGACGGACAAAAGAACCGAUUCUCGAGUAAUAAAAGAUGUGGGAGGUGCGGAAGUUAUAAACACACUUCGGAAGAUAACAACUGUCCCGCAAGAGGAAGGAAAUGUCAUGAUUGUGGGAAAUUAGGACACUUUCGCCAAUAUUGCAAGACUCAAGGGAUACGGAAACGGAAAGCGGAUGAAAUAAAGAAACAAGAUGGAGAGAAGAAAGAAAAACAAGCUCGGAAAGGAAGCGGAAUAAAUAGGGUCGAAAACGAAGAAGUUGAUUACGUUUUUAAUGUUAAUUAUAAUGCGACAGUAGAAUGCGAAGUAGGAGGUGUCAAGAUAAACAUGCUAAUUGAUUCUGGAUGUAAAUUAAACUUAAUCACAGACAAAACAUGGGAAUUCCUAAAAGAUCAGAAGGUUACAAGUUUCAACUUAAUUAAGGAACCAGACAAGACAUUACUGGCUUAUGGCAGCGAUACACCACUCAACAUCCAAGGCUCAUUCGAGACAGGAAUCAAAGUGAACAAUCGAGAAGAAACUGCAACCAUAUACGUAAUUUCAAGGGGAUCAAGAGAUUUACUAGGCAAAGACACGGCUAUUCGUCUGGGUGUUCUAAAUCUGGGCCUCAACGUGUAUCAAAUUGGAAACAGGCCUUUCUCAAAGUUUAAAGGUGUGUUAGUAGAAAUUCCCAUCGACGAAUCAGAAAAACCUGUUUCACAACCCUACCGGCGAAUACCAAUCCCGAUCGAAGAGAAAAUAAACAAAAAAAUAAAGAAAUUGCUGGACGCUGACAUAAUAGAAGAAGUAAACGAACCUUCGAAGUGGAUUUCACCAAUAGUUCCCAUACUAAAGGACAACGGAGAAUUACGUUUGUGUGUGGACAUGAGACGGGCAAACGCUGCGAUUAGGAGAGAAAAUCACCCAUUGCCAUCCAUGGACCAUCUCUUACCGAAGAUAAGGAAAGCUGCAUUUUUCACAAAAUUGGAUAUAAAAAAUGCAUUCCAUCAAGUAGAGCUACAUCCCAACUCUAGGCAUAUAACUACAUUUAUAACUUUGAAAGGAUUGUACCGAUACAAACGGUUAAUGUUUGGUAUCACUUGCGCACCCGAAUUAUUUCAGAAAAUACUGGAAAAGAUGCUGAUCAAAUGUGAAGGAGUUAUAAACUUUAUCGAUGAUAUUCUGGUCUACGGAUGUACAGAACAAGAACAUAAUUUGCGACUACAAAAAGUAUUGCAAGUAUUGGAAGAAAAUAACGUUUUACUUAACCAGGCAAAAUGCGUAUACAAAACGAGGAAGAUAAAUUUCCUAGGGCAUGAAUUAACACCAGGGGGAAUUAAACCACUGGACAAAUAUGUCAGAAGCAUCACCGAAUUCAGAACGCCGAAAACAGUCGACGAACUGCAAAGCUUCCUGGGGUUACCCAAUUAUAUAAAUAAAUGGAUUCCCAAUUUGGCUACACUAACAGAACCGUUAAAAGAACUAUUGAGGAAAAAGAUCAAGAAAAACGCUAGUAUUGAAGAAUAUUGGACUAAGAAGCAGGAAGAAGCAUUUAAAGGACUAAAGGGAACACUCAUAAACAUACAAACUCUUGGCUAUUAUGAUGUUAAGGAUAAGACACAGGUCAUCGCGGAUGCAAGCCCUGUAGGAUUAGGAGCUGUCCUUGUGCAGAUUGAUACAAACGGACCUCGAAUCAUCGCUUAUGGAAACCGAACUUUAACUGACUGCGAGCGUAAAUACAGCCAGACAGAGAAAGAGGCUCUAGCUUUGGUCUGGGCUAUCGAACAUUUUAGAGUAUUUCUUUUCGGGAAGGAAUUUGACCUGGUCACCGAUCAUAAGCCCUUAGAAGUUUUGUUUGGACCGAAAUCCCGACCAUGUGCACGUAUCGAAAGAUGGGUUCUGAGAUUACAAUCAUAUCGUUAUAACAUAAAAUACAAACCCGGAAAAACCAAUAUUGCAGAUCCACUCUCACGAUUAUGCAAAUACUCAAUCAAUCCUCAAGCCGGAAACGACAAAUACGUACACCAGAUAGUAGAAUAUGCUAGACCACAUGCAAUCCCUAUGAGCGACAUCGGCAAGCAUUCUGAAGAGGAUCCAGAAAUCUGCAGUGUAAAAAAAGGCAUCUAUAAAAAUGACUGGGACGAUGCAGUUAAGGGAUACAAGAUUUUCGAGAACGAACUUUGUUUUUACGGUAACAUACUGUUGAGAGGAAGCAAAAUAGUAAUACCUCAAACACUAAGGAAAGACGUAUUGGACGCAGCGCAUGAAGGUCACCCAGGUAUAGUGGCAAUGAAAGGACGGUUGAGAUCUAAAGUUUGGUGGCCGAGAAUAGAUAAGGAUGCGGAGAAAAUUGUGAAAAGCUGUAAAGGUUGUACUCUGGUUGGAAUGCCAAACCCACCAGUUUGCCAAACCCAAAGUUUCCCAUGA
Vollenhovia emeryi is the source of this 3087-nucleotide messenger RNA. RefSeq lists its product as uncharacterized. Gene Ontology annotation, molecular function: nucleic acid binding; zinc ion binding. Lineage: Eukaryota; Metazoa; Arthropoda; Insecta; Hymenoptera; Formicidae. The transcript is spliced from 2 exons. The record is from RefSeq and is a predicted model, not a curated record. Bases 1 to 3087 code for a protein of 1028 amino acids.